GACAAUAAACCGUUAAACUUCAUCACCGCCAUAAGAGAUACUUAUGGGAGCGUGUGUAACCAGACGAUCUUUUACACGAAUUCUGAAGAAAUUCAGAAGAAAGCAGCAGACCAGUAUGUCAUCGUGGUUGACUCGACACUGAACGGUUUCUAUUGGAGCUAUUUCCAACAAGUAGUGGAUUCGUCUUCAAAGGUACCCGCCCAGUGGACCUAUAUCGGCGAUGAACAGGGGUACCUAUCAGUCCAGAAUCUGCGAAAACUCGUCCGUGGCUUCAAUCACAGACGGCCGCUCAUAUUUGGGAGAAUCUUCAUGCAAAAGUUAGAAGUUUUCCUAUAUAUAUUGCUCGAGCUGGACUCUAUAUUUUUUCUUGGCUGUUGCUCUGAUCAUGCGAUAUCAUUCGGACAGCUAAGCUACAAGGAUAUCAGACUUGCUGACUUUGCAUCUGUGCAUUGGAAAGUUUUUGGAUUGGGCGGUAAGUUCAGUCUUUGA
This is a messenger RNA of Haemonchus placei, 489 nucleotides long. The record is from the annotation of a GenBank genome assembly. NCBI's taxonomy places the organism in Eukaryota, Metazoa, Nematoda, Chromadorea, Rhabditida, Trichostrongylidae.